UCGUACCGGUAUUGUUUGGCCGAUUGAUUCUAGCUUCCACCCGUAGCCGUACACGAUUAACCGUAAAAUCAAGUUCAACAUCCAUAUGAUAAUAUCGGAGUGGUGUUCAAAUAUUAAAUUAAUUAAUUAUGGGGACCUUGAUGAAUUUUGUUGAAGAACACAUACGUUUUGAGAUACUCACUGUGAUAUGGAUUUUGUACAUUUGGGAGCUGUACCUCAGCUUGCGGCAGAGGAAACUUAUGGAAAAAUUGGCGACCGUUCCAUCGAGUCUGGAUGGCCUCAUGUCAGCUGAGGUUUACAAAAAAGCAAGACUUUACGCAUUGGAUAGGAACGCGUACAGUAAUAUUCAUGAUUUGUACUCCACAAUUAUUAACACGGUACUAAUCCUAACAUUUGCCUUCCACUACUACUGGAAAUGGGGAAUAAUCCUGGUAGAGGCCCUCGGGGCCUCCGGCGAGAACGAGAUCCUGGCGAGUGCUGGCUGCCUAGUGGUAAUGAGUACCGUGUCAUUCCUCGUGGACUUUCCCUUCAAAGUCUACAACGUUUUCGUCAUAGAGGAGCGACACGGAUUCAACAAACAGACGACAAAGUUCUUCAUCAGAGAUCAAAUCCUCAAAUUCCUGAUAUCCCAGCUGAUAGGUCCUCCCUUCCUCUGCGGAUUCAUCUGGAUCGUCAAGAACGGAGGGGACUACUUCUUCUUCUUCGUCUGGCUCUUCGUGGUCGUCGUCACCCUCUUCAUGUCAGUGAUUUACCCCGAAGUGAUAGCGCCACUCUUCGACAAGUACUCACCUCUUCCUGAGGGCGAACUCAAGACCAAAAUCGAGGCACUCGCUGCUUCCCUCGAUUUUCCACUCUAUAAACUGUACAUUGUCGAGGGCUCCAAGAGGUCCUCCCACAGCAAUGCCUACAUGUACGGAUUCUACAAGAACAAGAGGAUCGUUCUCUUCGAUACUCUUGUGAAGGAAUUUUGCAAGAAUAAUAAGAGCGAUGAUAAUAAGGAGUAUGGCUGUGAGGUGGAUGAGGUACUCGCUAUUUUGGCCCAUGAGUUGGGACACUGGAAGUAUAGCCAUACAUUGCAGGGACUUAUGCUAGCUCAGAUAAGUUUCAUCAUGAACUUCAUUCCCUUCGCCAAACUAAUCAAUUACGCACCAAUGUACGUAGCCUUUGGCUUCACCAACAGCCAGCCAAUCUUCAUUGGACUCAUCAUCGUCACGAUGUACAUCCUCACUCCCCUCAACACGCUCUUCGGAUUCCUGAUGACAGUGAAUUCUCGUAGAUUUGAAUUCCAAGCUGACGAAUUCGGAAAGAAACUCGGCCACGCCGCAGCACUCAAACGUGCUCUAGUUAAAUUGCAGAAGGAUAAUUUGGCCUAUCCGUUAUUCGAUAAAUUAUACUCGGGAUGGCAUCACAGUCAUCCACCCCUACUGGAGCGUCUCGAGGCGCUAGACAAAGUCGAUUAAUGUGAGCAGUGUGAAUUUUUCAAGUAUGUCAGAGUGUUUAACAGUGAAUGAACGUGGUUUCCUCAGGGGAGAGUGGGGCAAAAUGAAACAACUGAAAAACGACCAUUUGUCGAAAUUCAGUAGCGAAGCGGUAAACCGGGGUAAGUCGAUUUUGAUUAUUGGCCAGUUUGUGACGAAUA
Messenger RNA from Diachasma alloeum, 1639 nucleotides. RefSeq names its product CAAX prenyl protease 1 homolog. Gene Ontology annotation, molecular function: metalloendopeptidase activity. Gene Ontology annotation, biological process: CAAX-box protein processing. The record is from RefSeq and is a predicted model, not a curated record. The transcript is spliced from 5 exons. The coding region runs from base 129 to 1460 and encodes 443 amino acids. Gene Ontology annotation, cellular component: endoplasmic reticulum membrane. Lineage: Eukaryota; Metazoa; Arthropoda; Insecta; Hymenoptera; Braconidae.